Messenger RNA from Andrographis paniculata, 6865 nucleotides. RefSeq lists its product as uncharacterized. The record is from RefSeq and is a predicted model, not a curated record. Lineage: Eukaryota; Viridiplantae; Streptophyta; Magnoliopsida; Lamiales; Acanthaceae. The transcript has 10 exons. The coding region runs from base 379 to 5622 and encodes 1747 amino acids.
GCGGCCUUUCUGCACUCUUUCCUUUUUUUCUCAAAUUUCUUCCUCUCCUUUUUGUGCAAAAUUGUUUUCGGUGUUCUUGCCGAUUCAAAACCGUAGCCCGAUUGCGUACUGUGCGCGAGGAUCGAUUCCGCCUCCAUUUGUACCCUUUCCUGCAGCCUGUGGCGUUUGCGUUGAUAAGUUUGCAAAGGAUUUGGCCUUUUAGGACACUUGUUUUGCUGUGAAACUUUUAUUCAGUUUUCUGUCAUGACUCAGUCAUGAUAUAUGGAUAAGUUUGAGUGAAACUGAAUUUCAGGAAUUUUUCUUUAUUAUUAUUAUUGUUAUAAGAAAGACGAUCAGCAUAUUAAUGCUCCGCAGCUAGAAUUCGGGCGUCAACCAUCUAUGCCUAGCAACGAUAUUGGAGAUAGGGUUCACAACUUUUUUGCACAAGACAAUUUAUCACCAGGGCACCAUCAUUCACAAGUUGUUGAAGGAAAUUGGUCGGUGUUGAACAGCAACUUUUGGGUUGGCAGCCAAGGACAAGUUGACCAAUUGAGUGCAAAUAGCAAAAACUAUAAUUCACAAAACGCAGAUGCAGAUAGAGGAGAGGCUGGUUAUUCCCUUCAUGCUUCGAGUGGCUUCAAUUUAACCCCGGCAUUUUUGAGGCCCGAUUUCCCUAAAAAUCUGCCUCAGAACGAACAGCCUAAUUUGAAUGGCUUCAUAUAUGCAAAUCAGUUUCACCAGACUAGACAGAAUGAAGCAAACUUUUUGGGAAUGGAUACAGGUUCUGAAAAUCCUCAUUUAGUAACCUCACGAGGGCUAUUGACUUCUGAUGUGCUGCCAGGGGGAUCUUAUCAUCAGACAAGAGCUCCGGAUGGAUCGGAAGCAUCUCCUAUGAGUUUUGAUCUUUUUGGUGGUCAGGCACAGAUAAACCAUCAGCAAUCAACCGCUACCCUGCCUUUGCUACACCAGCACUCUGGUAUCAAUGAUAUAGAUCAACUACAGCAGCAACUCAUGAUCAAGAAAUUACAAGAGAUUCGAAUGCAGCAGCAACAUAAUCGCCAACUUGAUUUAAGACAGCAAUAUUUGAGUGGCCAGGUUCCCUCCUUUUUGAAACAGAGUGCAGGUGGUCAGUCUGCAUUGGGUAAUGGGACUUCAUAUUCUGACACAUCAACGUACCCUUGGACAGUUGCGACUGGUACAAGUUGGCUAAAUAACGGUUCUUCAAGCAUACAAGGAUCUCCCAGUGAUCUUGGUUUUCCAUCUAAUCUUGGUCAGACACAAGGCACUGUGGAUUUGUUGCCACAACAGGCUGAUCAAUCCCUUUAUGGAGUUCCUGUAUCGAGUUCAAGGGGUUUAAACAUAAACCAGCUUUCCCAAAUUGUUGCAAACAGAGCUGCAAUACCUCAAAUGUCAAUCUCUAAUAAUUUUCAAGGUAAUCAGCCUAAGUUAUUGCCAGAGCAGGUUGGUUUACAGGGUGAAUUUCCAGCAGCCAAGCUUAGAUUUGAGAAUGACAACAUGUUUGGACAUAGUUCCAAGCAAUCCCAGGGUUCCGCCGUAGGAAAUAUGACAGGUGUUCAGCGAAUGAAUUCUUUGUCUAGAAAUAGACCACAGAAGGAGAGUUCACAGGAAGAAUCCACCAGGCCAGUUGCUUUAUCUCAAAAUGAAGUUGCCCUAGAUCCAACAGAAGAGAAAAUUCUUUUUGGUUCAGAUGAUAAUAUAUGGGCUGCUUUCGGAAAGGUACCUGAUGCUACUGGAGAAGCUAGCAAUAUGUUUGAUAAUGAUGGCACAAAUGGCAUACCUUCUCUUCAAAUUGGCAGCUGGAGUGCUCUUAUGCAAUCAGCUGUUGCUGAAACUUCUGGCAGUGAUAUGGUGCCACAGGAGGAAUGGGGUGGUUUGACUUUUCAGAAAAUUGAUGGUCCUUCAUGGAGUCAGCCACAUUCGUUGUCCCAUAAUAACUUAAAAAAAGAAACAUCUUUAGCUGAUGACUUUCAGAAAGCACCUUCAGCAUUGAAUAGUAGACCCUUUCUCUCUUCGGAUCAGAUAUCAAAUAAUGCCAUGGCAUUGAAGCCUCAUAGGCAGAAGUUUCAAAAUGAAUCUGGCCAGAGACAGCAUAAUGAGGUGUCUCAAAUGUUCUUCCCGUCACUGGGAGAAGCUGAUAAGUUGUCCAAUGGUGGUCCACUACAAAAUUCGAUUGCUGAAGGAAGUCAGUAUAGAGAUGCUUCACAUCCACUUCAAGGAGACAGAGAUGAUAAAACAAUUCGGUUUCCUGGACAAACUGGGACCAUGGAACGAUCAAAUGGUUGGAAUGCUACAGCAGCAAUGCCACCUGAAGGAAGUAGGGUGACUAAUAAUGAUCCUGAAAUGUUGCAGCAAAAUUCUAGAAGCAGUCAUGUUGGGGGAUUCCAAGGAGAAGUUCUCCACGGAAGUUCUUUAUUAAAGUCUAAUUCUGUUCCCAGUUCUACUAUGGAGUUGGGUAACAUGAAAUCCAGGGUUAGCAAUCCCCAAGUGAAUCAGGGAGUUUUAAGUUUGAAAAAUACUCCUUCUGUAGAUAAUUCAUGUAAUGUGGGGAUAAGUGAUGAAACGGGUCCUCAACCACAGAAUAGUUAUUCACUUAACCAGUGGAAAAAUGUGCAUCUUUCUGCUAGAUCCCAGAGUGGUGAAAACGUGGGGAGACUGCUGAAUCAGGCUAAUGAUCCCAGUCAGGUUUUAAGAUCAGUGAGUUCCCAUAAGAAGGAUGAAGUUGCAAGAUUUGAGAUAGAGAAUCAUGAUGUAAAGGAAAACUCUAAUGAAAGUCACCACUCAAACUUGUCUCAACCUUCCUUUGACGGCUUCAGAGAAGGUGGAGUGCCAAAUUCAACUGAUUCACGGCCUCUUUCUCAAUUGUCAAGAAAGAAUUCUGCUCCUCGCAAGUUUCAGUAUCAUCCCAUGGGAAAUGUGGGUGAGGAUGUGAAACCUGCCUAUGAUCUGAAGCAGCCAUCCCAUGUACAUAAUAUGCUCCAGAAUAGUUCCCAUUUUGGCCAAUCAAAAAUGUUUCGACAGGUUUCACGAAAUUCCAUGCAGAUCAAAAAGGGGCAAUCCUCUGAGCUUCAAAGAGAUGUUAAAGGUUCUGAUGAGGAACCAUUACAGGGCAACUGUUCUGGUCAAAUGCCUAACAGACAAGUUUCCCGCACUCAAACUUUUGACACCUUAAGCAAUUCGUCUACACCGAGUCAAAACAUGCUGGAGCUUUUUAACAAGGUUGAUCACUCAAGAAAUCAUGGUUCUGGGAUGCAGCUCAACUCUGCUGAGCCAUCAUCACAGCUACCUGUAGUGGAAAAGUACAAUGGCUUCAGUCACAUCCAGCACAGCCAGUCUCAUGCCUCUCAAGGUUUUGGUUUGCAACUUGGUCCUCCCUCUCAAGGGUUGCAGAUUUCUGAACACCCAUUAUCUUCUGAAAAUGGUCAAGGUACAUUAAAUUCAAUGUGCUCAAAAAAUGGUGUUGCUGAUAGAGAAGAUAAGGGCCAUGAGAUGGUUGCCAACAAUUCUGUUCAGUCUCUGCCUUCUUCUGAAGAAAAGCAGCCAGAGUUCAAACUUAAUAUGUCAACAAUUCCGGAGCAUGGGCGAAGUGGAAAUUCUCCGUGUAAGACACCCGAAAAUGUUGCUUUGUUGUUCGGAUCUGGGCUUCCUUAUUUAAGAAGUAACGAUCAACAUCCGCAAAUAGCAAGGGUAAGUGGACAAAUGCUAUUGAAUCAGCACGCUGAAUCUCUCAGUGAAAAUGCUUCCUAUCCUUCUGGGAGGUUUCAACAAGAUAAUCAUACUUCAUUUGGGUCUGUGUCUCGAAAUAAUGGUCCAAAUGUUGUACAGGAAAGAGUUCUGAGUGGAAAUAUAGAAAGCAGGGAUUGUUAUCAAACUUCUCAUCAUUUCGUGACACCUGUCCUUUCACAACAGAACAAUUCCAUAGGAAUGUUGCAGCAGGUGGUCUCCAAUGUUCCUGUACAAAAGCAAAAUACGAGUGCUAGAAUUCAGCAAAUUUCAUCAGAGAGUUUGGAAUUUCCCAAGCCAAACAUUGUGGAAUCAAGUGCCCCUUCCAUGCAUGAUCAUGUGAACUCUCAAGGAGUUGGUGAAGUGCAAAGGUUAAAGAAAAGUACCACUCAGCAGGUGGCAUCUUUGAACACUGAAGUAGUUCCUGAGAUGAAAAACUCAUUAGGAAAAACGCCCAUCUUGAAAAAGCAUUUGGAUGAUUCACCUUCUAGUUCUAUAAUGAUGCAGAAGGAUAUUGAAGCCUUUGGCCAAUCUUUGAAACAUAAUAGCUUCUCUCACCAAAAUUAUUCAUUACUACACCAAAUGCAGGCUGCAAAGGAUGCAGAGAGUGAUUUAAGUAAUAGAGCUUCAAAGAGAACAAAAGAUUUGGAAAAUGUUGACGAUGUCCAUCAUGCUAGUUCUAAGCCGGGGCAGCAAUGUGAACCGAGUAAUGGAGAUUCCUUGGGCUCUAGCAUGCCAGCUGACUUGUUGCAGAGAAAUCCUUCCCAAGAUGGGAAUGUAGCCCUACAUGAUGCUUUGGCACUUAAUCAGGAUACUUCUCAGAGCAAUUCUUGCAAUGAUGUUUUGACUACUUCUAGAGUUGAUCAUCAUCAGAUUAGUCCCCAGAUGGCACCAUCAUGGUUCAGCCAGUAUGGGUCUUUAAAAAAUGGCGCAAUGCUGCAACCAUAUGAUGCUCUCAAAGUCAACCCCUCAAGACCAGGAGAACAAUCUUUGGCACCUCUGAAGUUUUCCAGUGGCUUCCAUAUUUUUAAUUCAGAUGAGAAAAGAACAGUUCAACCCAUUGAUGCAUGUCAAAAUAGUAACAACCAUCAAAAUUUGUUAGCAUCAUCAAUUGCUAGUGGAAGUGUCACUUCCCUUAAGUUGUUGCAGUUGAAUGUUACGGAUCAAAAUCUGGGGGUUUUGAGAUCCAAGAAGCGCAAAAGUCCUACUUUGGAUCUUCAUCCUUGGCACAAAGAAAUUUCAGAGGUUUCACAAGAUCUUGUUGCUCACAGCAUGGCAGAGUCGGACUGGGAUAAUGCUUCACAUUGUCUUACUGGCAAAGUUUCUGAUGAUGCAGAUCUGAUUGAUGAUGGAUCCCCAGUACUUAGAUGUAAAAGAAGGCUUAUUUUGACAACAAGACUCAUGCAGAAAUUGCUUCAUUCUCCAGUAGCAGCUAUUCUCUCUGCUGAUGCCAGUACUAGUUAUGAUGUCCUCGUUUAUGCUGCCACCAGGAUCGCUCUAGGAGAUGCUUGCAGUACAGUUUAUCACUUGAGCAACUUGGAUGUGGCUGACGGCAAGAACCUACAUCCCUCAAAAGGAAAAAUAUCAGUGAGAAAUGGUGUCCGGUGUAAUGCUAAAGGUGAUGAAAAGCUGAUGGAAAGAAUCGGGAAACUGAAAAAUGGUUUCUUGAGGCUUGACAAGAGUGCAUCAAUUCUUGACUUAAGAUUAGAAUGUCAAGAUCUGGAGAAGUACUCAGUGAUAAACCGAUUUGCAAGAUUUCAUGGGCGUGGACAGGGUGAUAAUCCUGACACAUCUUCAGCUAAUGCAACUGCAGCUAGUCAAAGACCUAUACCGCAAAGAUAUGUAACGGCUCUUCCCUUGCCUAAAAACAUUCCCGAUGGUGUACAAUGUCUAUUGCUAUAAUACUUAAAUUUUAUGGGCUUUCCUUGGUUUUGGCUCGAUUGUCUCGUAUCGUUUGUAUACUCAAACUUCACAAAAAGCCAGUCAAACCACAGAAUGGAAUUUGCAGAGGGGGUAUGAUAUCUUCCUCAAUAUUGGUGGUGCUUAAUCUUCUCCAUUUUAAGCCCUUAAUAUUAUUCUUGAGAAAUGUGGUUCCAUUCAUGUAUUGCUUUCGAUAUUGAGUUAAUUAUCAGUCCAUUUUUGCGAUGAGCUUGAUAAUAUGAGUGCAUCCAGGUUAAUCAUUCAUACGGCCAAUCAGUCUAGAAAGUAAAUGAUAUAUAAACCUUGCCAUGUUCUCCUUUUAUUGAGGUCAUUGUAUAUGAUCUUUAUGUUUAGCCAAUGCAACAAGGUUUGGAGCUGCUCCUGGUUGGCAUGCAUUUCGGAUUUCCAACAGAGCCGAGUAAGGAAAAUGGAGAGCAUGCUAAGGAUGUGCAGCAGAGCUCCAUAGUCUAUUGCAGUUCUUGCAAUUGCAUCCUAUCAUUCAAUGCACGACGGGUUCUAACUUUCUGUUGCGGCUCUUGUGAGUAUACUGAACUUUUUUAAUGCACCAUUGGUUUUAACCUGUUGUGGCUCUUCCGUUACGUGGGCUUUGUUUUAUAUGCACGAUAGUUUUUAGCCUUUGUUGGUAGUAGUUCCCUAGGGUUCAGUACCAAACGUUUAGUUUUGCAUAUUUGAAAUUGUUCAUGCACGGUGUCUUAUUAAAAAGUCGGGACUAUUGUUAUUAGUAUGCAUCUUUAAGUCUAUAAUCUUAAGAGUUGGGAUGAGUUUUAAGGGUAUGUUUCCUUUGAUGGGUUUGAAAAAAAUUUAAUAUGAGUUUGGUAUUAAAAUAAUAUAUGAUGAGAUAUUUUGUGAGAUAAAAAUGUGUAUUUUCUUUCGGAAAAAAUAGAAUCUAAAUAGUAGAAAUCUGAGAUCUAGAGUGUAAAGAAACAAAGUUUACAAUAAUGCCGAGCGUAGGAAGUGGUACUCUUUAAUUGGAAGGUUAUAGAUCAUUGCUCUUUCGUUAUUUUCACUUGUAAGAUCAAAUUUUUUACUCUUUUGUUAUUUCCGCUCGUAAAACUCAACAAGGUAAAUCACGGGUCGUAGUUAAAACCUGAAGGCAUCAGGGUUUUGAAUCUACUAUAACUUCUUAGAGUUCAAUACACAACACUGAGCCAUUAUGUUUAUUUUUUUUUCUUUACACCACUACACCAAAAAAAAAAAAAAAGAA